This is a messenger RNA of Lodderomyces orthopsilosis Co 90-125, 498 nucleotides long. RefSeq names its product Sng1 protein. The annotation marks the transcript as partial. The transcript has a single exon. Lineage: Eukaryota; Fungi; Ascomycota; Pichiomycetes; Serinales; Debaryomycetaceae. The record is from RefSeq and is a predicted model, not a curated record. Gene Ontology annotation, cellular component: membrane.
AUGAGUAGUGACAAAAGUGACAACAUUUCCAAUAGUUCAAUUGAGAGAAAUAACAACACUUUCAUGAACGAAAGACAAUCAGCUCAUCAGCAAGGAUUAGCUGGAAACGAUAAUUCUUCUAUUAAUUCUGUCUAUGCUGAAGAAGACCACCAAGCUUUACAAGCUAAUAAAAUGGAUUUGAGCCAGCAUGAGAAGCACCAAGAGCCAACAAUCCAACAAUUGACACCAUCACAACAUGUUUCGUUCUUCAGCAAGGAGUAUAAACCACACAGAAUGCAAAUACAUAAACGGUUUGCAUUGAUCAACUUGUUGAUGGCUACAUUGAUCUUAACUGCUCUUGCCAUCUACUGGGGUGCAUUUUACGAGAUUUCCGACAAAAUUAAAGAUUUGAAAAUUUUGGUAGUUAUUGGUGAUGAAAACACUAUUGAUGGAGUCCUGCCAGUAUUUGGAAAUGCCAUGGAGGAGAUAUUACAGCGCCCACAAGCAAAAGCAAGUGGA